AUGAGCGGUCCCUGCCAGUACGAUAUGCCUGAUGUGUACGUUGACUUCAUCCAAGGUGGCAACAACCUCGAAGGUCUGUAUAUUGCUUCGGCCAAUGAUUCAAAAGCAAGCUGGAACGUACUUUUUAGUAUUGUGUAUUCAAUUGUGACGCCAGCUGUUAGUGGUGCCGGAGACGAACAAAAUGUGGUUCGUAAUUUUAUGGUUUUACCGUAA
Gongylonema pulchrum is the source of this 213-nucleotide messenger RNA. NCBI's taxonomy places the organism in Eukaryota, Metazoa, Nematoda, Chromadorea, Rhabditida, Gongylonematidae. The record is from the annotation of a GenBank genome assembly.